Messenger RNA from Cercospora beticola, 2111 nucleotides. RefSeq lists its product as uncharacterized. The record is from RefSeq and is a predicted model, not a curated record. Gene Ontology annotation, molecular function: carbohydrate:proton symporter activity. NCBI's taxonomy places the organism in Eukaryota, Fungi, Ascomycota, Dothideomycetes, Mycosphaerellales, Mycosphaerellaceae. Gene Ontology annotation, biological process: carbohydrate transport; transmembrane transport. Gene Ontology annotation, cellular component: membrane.
GCCAUCGACGCCAGCCCGUUCGGGUAGCCAAGCCAGCUGCUACAGCGCUCUCUCAUCCAUGGGGCAGGAGACUUUCACUGGCGCAGGCGUCACUCCAUCCUCUGCAAGGCCCGUUGCGGUUCACAUUGCAGCAACGCGGCCACCAACGAUGUCGAUCUCCGUGCUAGCAGCCCGACAAUCCGGGGUGCCACUCUGCACAUAUGAAAUACGCCCUGCCAUUCCCCUCCAGCUACUCAUCUUGUAGCUUUCUCUUCCAACUCCCCAAGAUGCAGGAAUUCCUAGGCCUGCGAGGCCAAAGCCUCUCCCACGCCAUCGCCCUCGUCACUGGCCUCAUUUUCUUCCUCUAUGGCUAUGACCAAGGCCUGAUGGGAGGGUUUCUCACAAUGCCGGGCUUCUUCCGUCAGUUCCCCAGGAUCGACUUGGCCGACAGUCCGACAGACCUCUCCAAGGUCCGAAUGAUCAGCUUCACUGUGGCAGCCUGGAAUCUGGGUUGUUUCGUCUCCGCAAUGAUUGCAGUCUUCAUUGGCGACAGCGUGGGGCGCAGGAAAAUGGUCAUUAUUGGGUUGGCACUUCUUCUCAUCGGUGAAGUCAUGCAAUGUGCUUCUUUCGUUUGGGGACAAUUCCUGGCCGGAAGACUGAUCGCUGGAAUCGGAAACGGGUUCAAUUGUGCAACUAUGCCCGCAUGGCAAGCCGAAUGCACCAAAGCUCACCGAAGAGGUACUCUUCUCAUGAUCUCUGCCGGUGCCACCACUGCUGCCGGCAUGACCAUGGCCUACUGGGUGGACUUUGCUUUCGCAUGGCUAGAGCCCAGCUCAGCAGCCUGGCGAGUACCCAUCGCCCUCCAAGUCGGUCUCAUCUUCCUCGCCGCUGGAAUAGUCGCCUUCAUGCCUGAGUCACCACGAUGGCUCAUCCUCCAAGGUCGCGAAGCUCAGGCACUCAAGAUCCUCGGAGCUCUGAACAAUACUGACUCCAACACCCGCGACGUCCACCAAGAAUUCCUCCAAAUCAAAGACGCUGUUAUCGAAAUGGCCGGAGCCAGUUUCUCCAACCUCUUCAAAAUGGGCGACUAUCGCGACUUCCAUCGUGUAGUCCUCGCCGUCGUCCUCCAAUUCAGCUCCCAACUCUGCGGCAUAGUCUUCAUGACGCAAUAUUAUGCCGCUAUGUUCCAACAACAAUACCUCUGGGGCGACUGGGAAGCCCGUCUCCUCGCCGCCGGAGCCGGAACAGCCUUCUUCCUCGCCUCGUUCAUCGCAGUCUUCUGCAUAGAUCGCAUUUGUGGCCGUCGAGCCCUUCUUAUGUUCGGCACAGCCGGAAUGCUCUUCUGCAUGAUCGUCCUCUGCAUCAUGCUCAAAAUCCACACCCGCCCUUCCCUCGACGCAGGCACAGCCUUCAUCUGGCUCUUCUGCUGCGCCUGGGCAAUCGGCUGGCAAGGUAUCUCCUGGCUCUACCAAGUCGAAAUCGUCCCUCUCCGAAUCCGUGGCCCAGCAAACGCCCUCUCUACAGGCGCCAACUGGCUUGGCAAUUUCAUGGUCGUCAUUGUCGGUCCCGUGGCAUUCGCAACCAGUACCUGGAGAUCCUACAUAAUCUUCAUCGCGACCAACGCUGCGAUCUUACCGAUGAUUUACUUCCUCUAUCCCGAGACUAGUAUGCGUUGUUUGGAAGAAGUCGAUUACAUUUUCUUCACAGCCAAUUCUUCUCCGAGACCUUGGUUAGACGUUAGGAAAGCCGCUGCGGAUCUUCCACUUUGGUAUGGUGCUGGGGAUGAAGAGACUCCGUACGAUUACGAGGCUUCGGAAUGGCAUCAGCGACAUGUCCGCUUCUCGAAUGAAGUUGAAGACUCCGAAGGUGAUGUUACGACUUUGGGUCCGGCUUCCGGAGUGAGGCCCGAAAAGGCUCGCAGUGAUAGUAGCGGAAGCAGCAGUGAAGACGAGAAAAAGUCAGAGAUCUACAGUGAUGGCACCGCGCCAGUUUCUUUUGUGCAAGCACUCUCCGAUGGCAGAGCUCGGAGCCAGAGCAGGGGACGACGCCAUUAAGUGUAUGUAAUAUGAUGGAAAACGUGGACUGCGACUCAAUCGAGAGGUUUAUGUAUGCACGUAUUGUAUAGUACCGAC